Messenger RNA from Strongylus vulgaris, 239 nucleotides. Lineage: Eukaryota; Metazoa; Nematoda; Chromadorea; Rhabditida; Strongylidae. The record is from the annotation of a GenBank genome assembly.
AUGCUUCGCGUCUUAACAAGUAGUCAGCGGUUAUUGUCUUCAGUUUGGAAACGUGCGCUGUCUUCUGCGCCAUCCAAGCCCUCUGCACCUUCAACUACAACCCCACAAGAGGAUCCUCAGCCAUUGGGUGAAGAGAGCACAGCUAGCGAAACUGAACCAGUUGUUGAAAAAGAGCAGGAGUUUGCUCCCAGGCAUACAGAAAAAUACUCUGUGGAUGCUAUCACCCAUCUGAAGUAGGC